UAGAUUUGACGGGUGAAGGUCGAGAACUCAGGAUUUUUCUCGACCUAAACUAUCCGAUUGCCGAUUAAUACAAUAUUCAGGUUCAGGAUGUCCCAUUCGCAAACGCAAAUAAAUACUUAGUAAUAUUGUUUAAGAGAUUCACAGUAAACAAAAUCUGCGUCCCUCCUUAUAAAAUAGAUAACUUCCAAUUGAGGUUAUACACCAAUUACUACAAUAGUUUGUAAAAUCAAGAGUCAUUGAUUAAAAGGUAUACAAAAAUGUUUUGUUGGGGUAAUGGAACUCAUCAUGAAUUGUGUAUAGAAAGCCCUGACGCUAUUGACUUGGUCAUAAAACCAACACUAUCUAAAUGGAAAGAAAGCAAUCAUGUCUGGUCAGUGAGUGCUGGGGAGUUCCAUGCACUAUACCUUACCCAGGGUGGACAUCUAUAUUCAUGUGGCAGUAAUGAGGUUGGUCAACUUGGCCGUCACACUGAAAAAGAUGGAAAAUCUCCAGGGCUGGUUGAAAAAUUUAAAGAAUUCAAGAUUAUUAUAGCGGCUUGUGGAAUACAGCAUUCUCUUGCAGUAAAUGAAUGGGGGAUUCCCUAUGGCUGGGGCUGUAACAGCAUGGGUCAACUUGGAGUAGAUAAUUCUGAUUCACUUUCUCAAAAUGUACCUUCUGUUGUUAAGGGCCUAGCAACUAAACAUGUUGUACAAAUUGCAUGUGGUUUUUAUCAUUCUGUAGCUUUAACUAUGAAUGGUGAUCUGUUUUCAUGGGGAGCAAAUAGCUAUGGUCAAUGUGGUCUUGGAACUAUGACAAACAAAGAAAUGAAACCACAACAAAUCACCUCACUAUUUGGUGUGCCUCUUGCACUGAUAGCUUGCGGUAGCAAUCAUACAUUUGUCUUAUCUAAAUCGGGUGCAGUUUUUGGAUGGGGUAAAAAUUCACAUGGACAAUUAGGACUGCAGGACAAAGACAAUAGAUGUUACCCUGUACAUUUGAAGACAUUACGAAAUGUUAAAGUUUGUCAUAUAGCUUGUGGUGAAGACUUUACUGUCUUUUUAACACUAGAUGGAGGUGUAUUUACUUGUGGAGUUGGGGAAUAUGGACAGACUGGACAUGGCACAACCAGAGAUGAAUUGGUUCCUAGAAAGGUGAUGGAACUGAUGGGCAGCACAGUGACCCAAGUAGCAUGUGGGCGUCGCCACGUGCUGUGUCGCGUGGGCGACCGCAUACUGGCGUGUGGGUACGGAGCGCGCGGCCAGCUGGGCUGCCGACGUAUCUCCUUCGCUUUAGUGCCCACACCUGUGCCUUUCACGCCGAAUGACGACUCUCCGGCAGAUAGUCCAGGCCAAAGUAAGCCCAAGAAGAAACCGAGGUUGGAGAGUUCAACCAAGAAGCUCUUUGAAAAAAUCACCAGAGCGGCUUCGCCCAGUGGAAAUUUUUCGUCGGAAAUUCUCAGUGGUCCUUUGAAAGUGUUUGCUGGUUUCGAUCACAGUUUCCUGGUCGCCAACUGUGAGAAGGCAACAACCGACUUCCGCGUCCCAGAUCCAAAUAAACAAAUUAUCACGUUAAACUUAACAAAACUGCACGCUUGUGAAUCUUACAAGGACAGUGAUGUUGUAAAUCAGGAUUUAAUGGCAUAUUUAGAAACGGCAUUUGGUUCAUUGGCAUGCGUAAACGGAUCGUUUCUUUUAUCAAAUAAUGGACAUUUCGGCUGCAACUCUAAAACGCCAGGCAUUGAUCUCAAAGUCAUCGAAGAAGCAUUUACGGUCAUAAGCCGGUACGAAAACUCUUCAAUAAAGGAACUUAUAUUUAAUCACCUCACAGAGAAUAUCAUAAAGAAGAUGAAAGUAUCGCCACCUGACGUAGAAGCGCUAAGAAUGUUUCUGAUACUCCCUGUAUACCACGAAAUGAGGAACCCUAGGCGGCAUCCAGAGUUACAGGGCCCUUUUGCCGAAGCAUUCAACAAUCUGUCGCCGCUACCUCAACAAAUAGUGCAGCGAUGGUGGGAGGCGCAACCUUCGGAAUAUUUUGAGAGGCUAGUCGAUAUUUUCAAGAGUGUUAUAGUGUAUGAACUUAUGCAACCUGUUGUUCGGGCCAAUAAGAUGGUAUAUUAUUUUUUCCAGAAAAUUUACUUCACACACAGCAUUCUUCAAAUAUUAAAUUUGUUGACCACAUUGCACAAGAUUAACUUCAACAACACGAACAAACCAAAGAUACCAGCGGAAUCUUUCUACAUAGAUGACUUGUGUAAUCACGUUGACAUAGCUACAGAUUACAUCAACUGGAUAACUGAUAAAGGCGCCACACAGCCUCACAUGUGCAAUUAUCCGUUUCUAUUCGACGUCACAUGCAAGUCGCUCCUACUCAAGAUAGACCAACAGCUCCAAAUGCAGAUGGCCAUCAACCGCGCGGCCACACAGAUGUUCACGCGUCUCAUAUUCGACCCCACGUACGAGUACCACACGCAAGACCAGUUCCUGAAUCUGACUGUGUCCAGGAACCACCUAGUGAGAGAUACAAUGCUGCAGAUCAGCAAUCAUGAUAGCUCACAGCUGAAGAAACCACUAAGAAUAACAUUUGAAGGAGAGGAAGCUGAAGAUGCAGGCGGGGUUAAAAAAGAGUUUUUCUUGUUGCUUCUCAAAGAGAUAUUCGACCCUGUGUACGGCAUGUUCAAACAGUCUGAGGAGACCAAUAUGAUUUGGUUCUCUAACAACCCCUUUGAAGACGACGUUAUGUACUAUUUAAUAGGCGCAAUAUACGGUCUAGCUAUCUAUAACUCCAUAAUAAUCUACGUUCCGUUUCCGCUCGUGCUGUACAAGAAGUUGCUGGGUGAAACUGUGAUGUUGGAUGACCUCAAGGACCUGUACCCGACGCUCGCUAACAGUUUGAAGAGUCUCCUCGACUACCCCGAUGAUGAUGUUGAAGAUGUUUUCAGCCUCUGCUUCGCAGUAAACACAGAAGUGUUUGAUCAAAUAGAAGUCCACCCGCUGAAAGAAGAUGGUGUGAACUUGCCCGUAACCAGCGACAAUAAAAACGAGUAUGUUGAGCUGUAUGUCGACUUCCUGUUGAAUAAAUCCGUCGAGAAUCAGUUCAAGGCGUUCAAUCAGGGGUUCCAAAAGGUGUGCGGCGGCAGUAUAAUCAAACUGUUCAGAUCGCAUGAGCUGAUGUCGGUGGUGAUCGGCAACGAGGAGUACGACUGGGAUGUGUUCGAGGGCAACUGCGAGUACAAGAACGGCUACACCUCUUCCGACCCUCAAGUGCGGUGGUUCUGGGAAGUGUUCCAUGAAUUGUCGAUUGAAGACAAGAAAAAGUUCCUUUUAUUUUUAACGGGCAGCGACCGGGUACCUAUUCAAGGCAUGCGAGACAUAAAAAUAAGAAUCCAAGCAGUAGCAGACGAGCGUUACUUCCCCGUAGCCCACACAUGCUUCAACCUGUUAGACUUGCCGCGGUACAAAACUAAGGAGCGCCUCAAGUACCACCUACUGCAGGCUAUACAGCAAACCCAGGGUUUCUCCCUAGUCUGAACAACACCUCAUAAGUCCAUAUACUAAUAAAUUCCCAAAGUGUACGCCGCGCUUCGUAAAGGUGCGGUUAUACCGUGCAAAUACUCAUACUAUCUUGCGGUUAUACCUAGCGAAUACUCAUGUUAUCUCCACUCUGGCUAGAGUGGGGAUUGAAGUACAUACACUCGCUUGGUAUAACAGCACCUUUACUCGUUUUCAAAUGUGCGUUAGACUUUUACUUGCCUAAAAUGAAAAAGAGAUUUUAUACGUACAGUAAAAAUGCGUAAUUGAACAGUUUGUACGUUAUCGAUACUUCCGCUUUUUAGGGCUGGAUUGGGUUGAAAUUAAAUUUCAAAAUGUCACUUGCAUGUUGACUUUAGCUUGACACAUAUAAAUAAAAGAAUGUCAAUUGCUUGCACGUUCGUGGAUGCAUUCAUAAAGUUAGACGCGAUCUAUUAGUUGGGUUGAUGGGUUUACGCAAAAAAAAAAAACAAAAAAAAACGCGUAAACCUAUUUCUCUAUUUUAGUCCGCCCAAAUUAAGACUGAAAAGACAAAUGAUUAAUACAUCAGUAAUGUCGCUAGACUUUUCCAAUUUAUAUUGAUAAUCGUGAAUUGUUAUGUAUGACACAGACUUUUUUUAGUUGCUAGAUCUGAAUAGUUAAAUUUAUGAUACGUCUUACUUUUUCAGUGAAGACACUGUACAUUUCAAUUAGAUCUGGGAAAUUGCAUCACGUUGGGACAUAGAUAAGGAUGGCUACAUAUGUUAAAUUUGUGAUUUACUGCUCAAAUUGAAAUGACGAUCAAUGGCUAACAUGUGUAUUCUUUUUUUUUUUCACUUUGACUCACUACGUCAUUUGUAUCCAAUAUAUGCCAUCAAUAUGCCACGAACAGCCAGCUCCUUACACGCGUAGUAAAUUUUGGGGUAAGACAAGAAUUUUUCCAUUUUAACGUCGAAAUGUUCGUAACAUCAAGAUAUUUGUCAAUAUAAAUAAAUAUAGUUUCUUACAUAAUGGGGGAAAUGCGCAUGCUAGUAAUUUGCGCGCUUGUUCGUUAGUUACAGGCACGUGCAAGCUAGCAUGUGUAUACAAUGACAUGUCUGCGGCCGGCUUGCAAGGAAAUAUCGAGCCAUUUUAUUUACUGUCAUGCAAUGUGAAGGACAAAACUAUAUGAAGGGGGCACGGGCAGAACCACCGAUAUGGACCGGAAACGCUUGCAACUUUUGCAAGUAGCUUGCAUGUGUAUUUCUGCCUAGACAUAAAAAGUUUGACAUCAGUUAAACACAGUAGGUUUUGUUUUUAAAUGUAGAAUAAAGUUUGCGAGCGAUAGUUGGUGUGACACAAAUCGUUUACGUGAUGUUUUGAGAACUAAAAUAUUUGUAAGUUUAUCAUAUGAUUAGGUGACUAAUUCCUAUGUUUACCCGUUUGUUGCAUUUAUUGUUGGAGUUGGGUUUUAUAUUAUACAUAAUAAAGAAGAUUUGAAAUUGAGAAGAUUGUACCUAAUGUUAUAAACACGUUAAAAAUGCUAUUCAUGUACAGGAAGUAGACAAUAAAUAUGUUCAGUUACCAGUUGACCGGGUAGAAGAUUUAGAUAAUCGAAAUUGGUUUGGUUUGUCAGUUUUAUUAGUAAUAUUUAUUAAAUAUGUUGAUAUUAAUGUUUUCAAUAACAAGGUCUUGCGCAUUUCUCAAUUAGAAAAUGUCAUGUAAAAUACUUUCGGUAAAACUACAGAUAAAUUAAUGUAUACAUAACAUCGGUUAAAGUAAAAAAACGGAAUCAUGCAGAUGGAUUCUUUUAAACGUUACAUGUGUUUUAUUCGCAAAAAUCGCAUUCAUUGAAAGUUUCGCAAAAACAAAAAGUACUUUUCGUAAUUUUCAACGCUAAUCUAGAGCGACGUUUAGUCGCUUCGUUAAUUAAACAUACUUUGAUAAUCCGAUUCCUUAUGACUAUUGACGCAAUUAAAUCUGUUCCUUGUUUUUUGGUGCCUUUGUGCUCAUAAUCAAUCAAAUAAGAGCAUUUGAUUACUAUGUCGUUUGAUAUUGUAUUGUUAUCGAUAUUAAAAAUUAUUAAUUUUUUAUGUUUGUGAUUUUAUAUUAUUAUACAUUUAUUUGUUUGCAUUUGUAGGUAUUGCAUACAAUUUAGAUUAGAUAAUGUUUUGAAUUUAGGGCUGUAUGUUCGUCUCCAAAUAAAUAUUUAAAAAAGUUAAUCUCGCUAACUGGUGGACUUAGUUACAUUCCACAGGAGAUCUUAUAACAAUAUUUUGUUUGAGCCAUUUCAAUAUAUCCAUUAAAAAUGGGCUUUUAUUAAGGUUACUUGUACCUAUUUUGUGAAUAAAUCUGUCCAGUUUAUUUUCUGGUCUCGAUUUGUUAUUUAAGAUCUAGAAAAUUGUUAAAAUUGUGUAAUGAUUUUUAUUACUCAAGAUGGACGCACAGCCUUAGAAGGUUACGAAUUUAACAAUUAUCGGAGUCGCGACAGGAACGUAGCCAUAAUAAAUGUGUACAUAACAUGGUUACAUCUGUGAUAUUAAGCAUACACCGUUGACUCACGAGUGACAAUAUGCUUUAUGGUUCCACAACUCAAAAAUAGCGGAGCCCUUGUAGGAUCACUUUUUGUAUUGAUAUUAUUGCUGUGCGAUGGGACAUCACGUAUUUUGAACGAAGUGCAAAACAUGCCUUGUGAAUUUGGCGAUAAAUAAUUAUUUCAUUUUUUAAUUUGUUACAACAACAUACAACGUACGUAAAACGAAUGGGUCAUUUCCGUUUCGAAUACACAUCAACAUUCCUGUUGAAAUCACAAUUUUUCGAGAUAACAUUUAUGUAACAAUUAUUUAUGUAACGGUUAUUUGUUACCUAUCUGUAUAUAAAGUUAAAUUAAACCAAAAUUGCGUUAAUGUUGAUAUUUACUUUAGCGUGUGUCCCACUGUGCAAUUUUUGUAAAUAAACAUGUAGCUUGGCUAGACCGCUGAUUGUUCAGACCAUUGUGCACCAGCUGGCACGGCGUGGAUUGCACACUUUGUAUGUAUUGUAACAUAAUAUAAUAUUUUCUUAUGUAAA
Plodia interpunctella (Indianmeal moth) is the source of this 6533-nucleotide messenger RNA. RefSeq names its product HECT and RLD domain containing E3 ubiquitin ligase 4 (gene Herc4). Gene Ontology annotation, biological process: protein polyubiquitination. Gene Ontology annotation, cellular component: cytoplasm. The coding region runs from base 258 to 3506 and encodes 1082 amino acids. The record is from RefSeq and is a predicted model, not a curated record. Lineage: Eukaryota; Metazoa; Arthropoda; Insecta; Lepidoptera; Pyralidae. Gene Ontology annotation, molecular function: guanyl-nucleotide exchange factor activity; ubiquitin protein ligase activity. The transcript is spliced from 21 exons.